UAAAGAAGUUUAGUGAGAAGGGGCUGAGUAGAGGGAGGGACAUGAGGCAGUAACAAAGAAAGGAAGAGAAGGAGGGAAAGGGGUUGAGUUGUUGCAUAGUGAAAGGAAACAUAUCACAUCCAGAAGCAGAAAAUAGCCCAGCUGAUGAGAAGUACACAGGCAGAGGAAUAUACACAAGCAUGCAAGCUGAAAAGCAGAAAGCAACCUAGGAAUGAGAGAGGAACAGAGACACACAGAUAGACAGAUAGAAAGGUUAGAGAGAACAGAUGGGCAUCAUUUGUUCCAGUGAGAAGAGGAUUGAUAAAGAUUUGCACAGAGACAGGAACUCAUGAAGAGACCAGACACCAACUCAGCAACCAAGAAAGCCUCACAGGAGGAGCAAAAGGAGAUGAAACUGUGGCAUUAACUCGUUUAAAUGAUGCUCAGGAAUAAACGUAAGAUUGGUGCUUUUGCAAAGAUAACAAGUCAAAGAGAGGAUGAGGGAGUCUGAGCUCUGUGCUGGUUAAGGAUCCCAUCAGGAGCUUAAGCUGAAUGUCAGGGGACGGGGUUUUAAUGCUAUGGCUCGCUAUAUGCUCUGCUGGGGAGGCGGGGCCUUGGAGGAUCACUACAUGUAUGCUCCCUUGCCAGAUGUUUAUCGGGAACGAGCAUCAGGACUUGUAUUACCACCUGAGCAUGAAGUGGCACAGCGUUUGGCACUGGGCAGCUACAACAUUGCCAAUGGUAGUAAGGCUGACCUGCAGGCUGCCAAACUGCUGGCCAAACGCCUCUACAACCUGGACGGUUUCAGGAGGUCUGACAUUGCAAGGCACCUGAGCAAAAAUAAUGAUUUCAGUAGGAUGGUGGCAGAGGAGUACUUGAGUUAUUUCAACUUCUCAGGCAUGAGUGUGGAUCAGGCUCUGAGAGUUUUCCUGAGAGAGUUUGCUCUCAUGGGAGAGACGCAGGAGAGAGAACGAGUGCUGUCCCAUUUCUCCAGAAGAUACCUCCAGUGCAACACCAACACUGUACUAACUGAAGGCAGUGUCCACACUCUGACCUGCGCUCUGAUGCUGCUGAACACAGACCUGCAUGGCCAUAAUGUGGGGAAGAGGAUGUCAUGUGCGCAGUUCAUAAGCAACCUGGAGGGCUUAAAUGAUGGGCAGAAUUUCCCAAAAGACCUGCUCAAGGCACUCUACAACUCCAUCAAGAAUGAGAAGCUGCAGUGGACAAUUGAUGAAGAGGAAGUGCGUAAGUCUGUGUCGGAGCUGGCCGACAGCAGGACAGACUCUGCGUCCCACACCCUGAAGAGGAUUACUAGCGGCGGGGCUCCUCUGGUGUCUCUGGCUCAGCAGUCUAACGCUCAGGUCUACAAGAAAGGCUUCCUCGUGCGCAAAGUUCACGCCGACCCCGAUGGCAAGAGGACGCCUCGAGGUAAGAGAGGAUGGAAGACUUUUUAUGCCAUCCUGAAGGGACUGGUCCUUUAUUUGCAAAAGAGUGAAUAUGGCACUCCUAAGCAGCUGUGUGAUGAGGAUCUGAAGAACGCUGUGUCCAUCCAUCACUCUCUAGCGAUGAAGGCAGCAGACUACAGCAAGAGACCCAAUGUGUUUUACCUACGCACUGCUGACUGGAGGGUCUUCCUCUUCCAGGCCCCCAAUGCGGAGCAGAUGCAGUCCUGGAUCACACGCAUCAACACGGUGGCUGCCAUGUUCUCCGCCCCGCCCUUUCCAGCCGCCAUCGGCUCACAGAAGAAGUUUAGCCGACCGCUUCUACCGGGAUCUACUACGAAACUGUCCCAGGAGGAGCAGGCAAAAUCUCAUGAAAUGCGCUUCAGAUCCGUGUCCUCUGAGCUGCAGGAGCUGCGCUCUGUUCCUCAGGAGCGGAAGCCCAAAGGGAAGGAGCAAGAAGAGGCCAAGCAGAGGGAGGAGUACCUGGAGUUUGAGAAAACCCGCUAUGGGACGUACGCCAUGUUACUCAGAGCGAAGAUUCGCAUGGGUGAGUCAGAUCUGACAGAGUUCGAGGCUCGUUUGUUUAGUGAUGGCACUCUUCAGCGCACCAGCUCCAGCCCCACGCUGGCACACGACACCAGCCACGCCAGCGCCAGCAGCUGCAGCUCCAGAAGUAAGAAGAGCAGCCGAAGUGAAAGCCAGAGACACAAGCCAGCUGUGAAACAGUGAGUCCACUAUCCAGGGCACUUGAUAGCUGCUUUAUGGUGCUCCUGAUCCAGACUGAAGGCCUGAGUAUAGAGCAUCGAUAUGAGGAAAAAUAAUGGCAGUUUGUGCACUACACUGCAGUGUCCGCACAUUCGGUCGUGCACUCGGCUCGAGCAGUGCUGGAGGAUGUGGUCAGAGGUGAAGCUUGAAGCUGGGUAUGAGUAGUCGCCUCACUUCCUCAUGAAAGCAUGUUGUUGUGGCCAGCAAACCAGGCCUACAGAGAGCAGAGGAGUGUGAAUAUAGCCAUCCUCCCUUUAUCUUUAUUACCUUUAUAGCCUGGCUUUAUACUUCUCUUAGCUUAACCUGUAUGCUGUAUAGAAGGCAUAGACUACUUAAAGCUUUUUUUGUGCAUCUUGUUCCUAUUUUUAUUUAUUUAUUUUUGCUCAAACAACAUGCCCACACAAGCCAAGUACAAGAGUGUCCACCACAAUGGAGAUUUCUUUCUAACCCAGUGUUUUGGGGAUAAAAAUCAGAAUCUCUUUGCAUUAUCACAGAGCCGAUUUCCUUUUUUAAUACCCAAAGUUUUUGUUUUUCUUUUCCUUUUUCCUUGCUUGAACAUAUUUUUACAUAGGAUAAUGUACGUGUAUAGAUUUUUUGAACUCAUCUUUUGAGCAUGCUUGUGAUGUAAAGACAAUCAGUUCCCUCUUUGCAUUCCCAGUGUAUGUAUUGUAUGUUUUUUGUUUGUGUGUUUGUUUUGUUUUGUUUUUGUUUUUGUUUUUUAUCUGAAAGCACACUACAGCAAAAAAAAUAAAAAAAUAUAUAUCAUAAUUUAGAGCCAUUCUCAAAGUGGGGUCUGGGAAUCCUAGGGUUCUGUAAAGUAUAGCCUUAGGGUCUGUGAAUUGUUUUGUUUUGUUAUUCAUUUCAUGUUGUUUUGUUUUGUAUAGUUUUGUUUUGUUUUGUUUUUUUGUUUCAUUUUGUUUGUUUUGUUUUAAUGGUGGAAGUCACGGCCCACUAUUAUCAAAAGUUUUUAUGAUUAUUAUUGAUUUCCUAUUAGCCUGUUUGGACCGGUCACUUGAAUUGAACGAUUAAAAUCCAAACCUAAAUAACUCAAAAACAAACAGGACUCUGAAUAAUGUUAACUGAAACCUAAUGACAAUUUAUCAUAAUUAAAAAAUAAAUAAAUAAAUAAAUAAAUAAAUAAAAACCUGUAGUGUUAAAAGGAAAGGAAUUAAAAAGUACCCCCCCCCCCAAAUCUAUUAUGCUGGAUUAUGUUUGUAAAAUAAAUCUGUCCUAAAAGACUUUGCAAAUUUUAUUUACAGUUAAAGGAAAAGGUUUGAGAACCCCAGGUGUAGUUGUAGGUGUGUUGUGUGCACAUAACAGGUGACACCAGCGAUUCUGUUUUAGUGUUUAUGUGAGGAUUGUGUAUGCAUCGUGUAUGCUGACUGUGAACGUGGAUAUCUGAUAAACACAGAUUUAGAUGGGGGGGUGGGGGUGGAAUGAACAUGUUUCUACUGAUGACCUUAUUGUGUGGCAAAGACAUUUUCUUCUCAGGCUCCCGUUUUCAAAUACUGCAGUGAUGCCACAUGUCUGCUGCCAGAAGGGGGCAGUGGAGGAGAGAUAACCUGUAUUACCUCAGCUGUAUUGGAGAACAAUUAUUUAUAUUGAGCUUAAAGGAAUAAUAGCACACGUAUUGAGGAAGACACUUAUGUGACUGAAUGUCUGUGAAGUGUGUCUUAAUGAUGAACUUUCUUCACGGCAGGAACUAAAGAAUCCGAUAUAUUGUAAAAAAAAAAAAAAAAAAAAAAGUGUUACCAGGUAGGACACAAA
Molecule: messenger RNA, 3953 nt
Organism: Hemibagrus wyckioides
Lineage: Eukaryota; Metazoa; Chordata; Actinopteri; Siluriformes; Bagridae
Gene: psda
Product: pleckstrin and Sec7 domain containing a
Exons: 13
Coding region: 558-2150 (530 amino acids)
Biological process (GO): regulation of ARF protein signal transduction
Molecular function (GO): phospholipid binding; protein binding; guanyl-nucleotide exchange factor activity
Source: RefSeq, a predicted model, not a curated record